Micropterus dolomieu (smallmouth bass) is the source of this 4026-nucleotide messenger RNA. RefSeq lists its product as uncharacterized. The record is from RefSeq and is a predicted model, not a curated record. The transcript has a single exon. Bases 187 to 3639 code for a protein of 1150 amino acids. Gene Ontology annotation, molecular function: ATP binding; hydrolase activity; aminoacyl-tRNA ligase activity. NCBI's taxonomy places the organism in Eukaryota, Metazoa, Chordata, Actinopteri, Centrarchiformes, Centrarchidae. Gene Ontology annotation, biological process: tRNA aminoacylation for protein translation.
GGAGUAAAUACCCCCAAGUUAAGCACUUCCUUGCAAGCAACUCAUUUGGUUCUCACUUUUGAUGUGCCCUCCUACCCUGAUGUCUUUUCUACUCUCAGAGGGCAAAGAGGCCUGUAUGACGCUUGGAUCAACUUCUCUUUGCAGCUUUCCCUGUGGCAGACUCUUGGGGAAUCUGCUGUCAAUCACAUGCUUGUCACACCUACCCAUGUCCGUCACUACAAACACGGCCGAUGUGAUCCUACAUACUCACUCACCAUGCAUUCUCGUAAGUUAGUACGUGCCUUGGAAGCCUGUGUUGGCCCAGAUAACACAAUCCAAUACACUACUGACCUCCUACACUUGUUCCAUGUUGCAUUUUUGGAGCAUAAGAGCCUCAUCAAAAACACCAAAAGGGGUCAAGGAGUUGGUCCCCACCUAGCCGCCCUGCGUCGAGCAUUGCCAUCUGAUAACCCACUGAAGAAGUUCCUGGACCCAUUUGGGUGUCCAUCUGUGUACCUCACAGGUACAGAUCUGAUGGAAGGUGUGGAGUGUGCAGUAGGGAAUGUUUAUGCCCAAGAUCAGCUGGUUGUAACCUACCUCGGAAAAAGAGACAAGGUUUGCAUUGUGCUUAAUGGGAAAGGAAGUUUUGCUCUGGCAUUGGAGAAGCUUCAAGAAAGCCUGAAGAAAAAUGUGAAGUUAGUGAUGCAUCUAGCUGUUAGAUAUGCCAUUGCAUACCAGAUGGGAGCCCUGGAUUGUCUACUCCAACAGGGUCAACGAGAGGAAAUGAAUGGAGAGAGAGAUCACCGCACAGAGAGCCCAGACUACACUCUAGUGAUCCAUGGUGGUGCUGGAGAGGUGAUGAUGCUGAACACCGAAGUGAUUGAGGUUAUUGAGUUUGCUCUGCAAACAGCCUUAACCCUUGGAUCCCAAGUGCUUCAACAAGGUGGAAGGAGUCUGGAUGCAGUUCAGAGGUCAGUAGAAGCUCUGGAGGACUGCUUCCUAUUCAAUUCAGGUAAAGGCUCAGUAUUCAACAAAGAUGGCAAAAAUGAAAUGGAAGCAACCAUUGUAGAUGGCAAUGCAAUGAGGUCUGGGUCUGUUGCUUGUGUGCAAAGUGUAAAGAACCCAAUAAAAGCUGCCAGAUGUGUCAUGGAGAAAAGCUCACAUUCACUCAUUGUGGGAGAUGGGGCUGAGGAAUUUCUACAAGGGUUGGAGGAGAAAGAGAAACCUGUUGGGCCUGAGUAUUUCUACACUGAUAUACGUCACAGAGAGUUAGCUGCAAAUCUCAGUGGUGGAAAUGCCUCAAAAAACAAUCAUCCUCAGACAGUUGGAGCUGUGGCCUUGGAUCGUUGGCAUAGGUUAGCUACUGCAUCCUCCACAGGUGGUUUAGUAGGAAAGCUGAAAGGGCGAGUUGGGGAUACGGCAGUAGUAGGGGCAGGAAUAUAUGCUGAUGACAAGGUAGCCAUUACCUGCUCUGGAGACGGAGAUGUAUUUCUGAGGCAAACAGUUGCACAGAAAAUAGCCAGUCUCUACCACCACAAAGGCUAUAGCCUUAGGCAGGCAUGUAGAGAAGUGAUGGCUGAAAAUCUGAAUGGGAUCUGUGCUGGAAUCAUUGCUGUGGACACUAAAGGUGAUGCCAUCAUCGAAGCAAAUGCUACUGUGAUGUUUGUGGCCUCAAUGAUAAGUGGCAUUUCACGAGUAGAGGUCCUGAGGCCACUGAAGAGCUUCUCUGAUGUGAUCUGGGAAACAGAUGAGCUGGUUGCCUACCUUGAUCCCAACCCCUGGAUACCUGGGUCAACCAUUCUGACUAAAAAAACUCGUAGUGGGGCAAGCAGCAUCUUCCAGUUGGCUACACCUGAUUUUGUUGCUAUGCUACAAGGGGCAAAAGCUGUGUCAAGCUUGCUAUGUGAGCGAUUGGGAGUGCAGCGCUGUGCCUUGGUUUUCAAUCCAACACCUGAUCAGCCAGCACAAAUCAGACUGCUACCGCUUCAUGGCAUAGAGCCAAAAUGGCAGCCCAUUCUAGCCAAUGAAGAAGAAUUCCACACAUUCCAUCCUGGCUACUGCACCUCAAAAAAUGGCCCACGCUGGGAUGAUGAGGCACUGGCCCAGGUUCAAGCAAAGAUUAGAAAUGGACUGUCAACACCGAAUGCACCCCUUUGCUUUAACUUUUUUGGAGACGCUUCCCAUGAUAAUCUGUUCAGUCGUAUUGUGCGUGGAGUGCAGCAACAGUGGAGAGUGUGGGAAGACAGUGGACAUGUUGCCUUCCUGACACCAUACCCAAACACUCCUGGACUAACUGUUGUGGUGCCACGCAAACCCCUGUCCAGUGACAUCUUCAAACUAGAGGACGCUGACUACAAAGCACUGAUCUUAGCCACUUAUAAAGUAGCCCGACUACUGGAAGAGGGGAUGAGAGCUCGAGGCGUUGCACUGAUCUUUGAGGGCUUUCAGAUUGACUAUGCUCAUGCCAAGCUGAUCCCUGUGUUACCUUCACCAGGUGGCACUAAUCCCGCUGAACUGCAAUCAGAGUGCUUCCAAAGUUACCCUGGAUAUGUGUCAUCACUGAAUGGCCCAGAAGCUGACCCUGAGGCCCUCAAAAAGAUCCACUCAAAAAUUACUGAGUGCAGGCCUCCUCAUUCAUGGGAAGACCCUCAGUCUCACUCCACACUUGCCAUCAAGAGCCAGUGGUAUCGCAACCUUUUCCAGAUUCAAAAUACUCUUUUCCACAGCACAGUCGAAUAUUUCCACAGUUCCUGUCAGUACUCUUAUGCCCUAACCCCUCUCACCACAGACACCAUCUCCUCACCAAUGGGUCUAGGAUCUGACUCAGAACCAGUUUCUGUUAACCUGCUGGGCCAGGACAUCUACCUGGCUGACUCAAUGCAAUUUGUGCUUGAAUACUUCCUUCGCUUCCAGGAGAAUCUGCCAGGGACGUACUACAUUUCUCCCAGCUUUAGAGGGGAAGACCCUGAUUCCACGCACUUGAACCAGUUUUACCACGUGGAGUGCGAACUGUUGGGUGACAUGGACAAGGCCAUGUCAAUAGCAGAGGGAUUCCUGGCUCACCUUACCAAGGCUAUGCUGAAGAAACACUCUGAUAUGAUCCUCAGCACUGCCGGGACCCUUACACAUGUCACAGCCAUGCUGAGUAAGCUGGAUGGAAAAACCGCACUGCCAAGAGUCCCUCUAGACCAGGCCAUUCCAAUGAUGCCCUCUGCUGACUGCCUAGAGUGGGUCCAAGAUGGCCAGGCCCAGUUUGGCAGAAAGCUAACACGCAAAGGAGAGCAGGUCUUGAUAAAAAAAUAUGGUGGUGCUGUUUGGCUGACUGAAAUGGACCAUCUAGGAGUUCCCUUCUACCAGGCAUAUGUGGAGGGCACUGGGCAGAGUAAAGCCAAAGCUGCUGACCUUCUCCUGGGGCUGGGUGAGACUUUGGGUCUUGGUGAACGUCAUUCCACCCCUGAGAUGGUACAAGAGGCCCUCAGGCACCAUGCCGUGCCAGAGCAGUCCUACAAGUGGUAUAUUAACAUGCGGCAAGUGAAACCACUCCUCACCAGUGGAUGGGGCAUGGGGACGGAGCGCUACUUGUGUUGGCUGAUUCAGCAUGAUGACAUCAGAGAUAUACAUAUCAUUCCUAGGAUGAAAGGAAUGAAGUAUAUGCCCUGAUCAUGAGUUCUUCACAGGUUUUCAGGCCCUCAGAUGUGAUAUGUUUUGAUAUGCUGAGUUUGGGAAGUUCAGAUCAGAACAAACUACAGCUCACAAAAUCUGUCACAAAACUGGCACAAAGCAGACAUAACUCAAAUCAUGUUUCAAAGAAAAGAUGGCAUUUUAUUAUAGGUUGAUUUCUGAUCAUAAGUUCAAAUGUAAGCCUUUUUGUGUGAUUCUUGUGGAUAAAGUACUAUUGCUGUUUUUGUUCAAAUAAUACUAAUCAAAAUCACAGACAAAUUGACACUUUUCCAAUAUGUUGCUAUGUUUUAAUACAUUUACAGAGCCUGCCAUUAUUACAUCAGAUGCAUGAUUAUUAUGUGAAUUUGAAUAUGUUACUUUUUUUGU